GUUCACUUUAAAUGGUUAAUUUUAUGACGUAAAUUUCACUUCAAUUUUUAAAACAAAAAUAAAUAAAUAACAACCACAACAAACGCGCUGUGGGAAGAGCAAAGCCUAGCAGCGGAGGACAAGGCGCCUGUCGGGGCGCGGGUCCACGGGGGCCCGGCCGAGGAGGCGACGUGUCUGCGGAGCCUCGAGAGGAGGUCAGCGGAGGGGCAAUCGCAGCCGAUGGCAAGGUCCGCAGGUAGACACCAAAUAUCGGAGUGAAUUAUUGAAAAAUUCGUUCAAGUUUCUUUUUUUUCUAAACAAUAAGACAGGUGUUUAGGGCAGCGGGUGGGGGCGGGGGGCACUUUCCCGAGUUUCGGGACCGGCAGGCGCCUUGGAUCGGGCCCCGCCCCCCCGUCGCCCCGCCCCUCAAGGACCCGGAGGCCCGGAGCGGGCGCCCGCAGGGUCCGCGGAGAGGAGAGAAGACUUUGUCCCAAGUGUUCGGGCGGCUUCCUCGUUCCCACUGCAACAGGCACCCCGGGACCCCUGCGGCCCCCCAACUUUCAGACACCCCUCCGGCCCCGCCCCCUUCGAGCCCCCCGGGGGCCCUCGGACGCCCCCCAACUCCCCUGUCCCCCUCAAACCUCUGACUCCUCGACUGCCCCCAGCCCCGCAGGACGCCCGCAUGGCCCGGUCGUACGGCGGCCGGGUGCUGGCCGCGAUGGUCCUGCUGGGCGUCCCGGCGGCGGUGCUGGCGGCGCUGGGCGCGCAGCUGCUGUUCCAGCUGCAGGCGGGCCGCGCGGAGCUGCGGGGGCCGCGCGCCAACGGGCUGGGCCCCGAGCUGGGCGCCGGCCCCGGGCUGCCCGAGGACGCGGCCGGGGCGCUGCUGCCGCUGGCCGCCGCGCUCGCCGCGCUCGCCCUGGCGCUGGGCCUCACCUGCCUGCUGCUCGCCGCGCUCUGCGGCCACCUGGGCGCCGAGCUGGCGCGGGGGCCCGGCUCCGGCAGGGCUGACUGGUUUCUCUAUGACUGCCGCCUCCUCAGACACGUGACCCUCGGCCUCUUCUGCUGCGGGGUCUCCGUCUACUUAGCAGCACUGUCCAUCUAUGCCCUGCUGCUCUUUGAGAUCGAGACAGGUGCAGCGGCAGCCUCCAUCCUCGGCUUGGGUGCCCUGGUCCUGGUGACUGUGCUCACCCACACUCUGCUCCGAGCGGCCCGGGCCACCCGCCGUGGCCCCCAUGAGCUGUCCCCACCGCACUUUGAAGAUGACCCCGUCAACCCUGCUGAAGUCUCCAAGACCAGCCCCAGGGCUCAGCCCCAACAGGGUACCCACCGCCAGACCCCCUACUCAUUCUGCCCUGAACCUGGGGACUCCCUCAGACCCACAGUGACUGCCACGGCUCCUACAGACCUGGGGGGAGGCCGGGAGAGCAGCCUGCCUUCAGCCCGCAUGCAGCGGACACUGUCAGCAGGCAGGGGGCACUGGGAAGGGGUCACCCAAGAGAUGCGCAGCAUGUUGGGCCACAGGCCAGGGGGCUCAGGAAAGGACUCAACACUGGUGUAAGCCCAGAGAUCAGGAAUAGAGACCUGGUGUCAGACAGCAGGAAGGGGACUCUGUAGACAUAGGUCCAGGCUCAGCCACAAUAGCAAUAUGAUUUGAUUUCUCAGUUCACAGCAUCCCUGGCUUUUAUCCUCAAGGUUGCCUCAUGGCACAACAUAGCUGCCAGGGCUCCAGCCUUCACCUCCUAACUCAGAGGGAAAGGCAGAGACCAAUUGCUGCCUCGGGAUCUGUAGGAAAUCUUCCUGGGAGGCCUUGGAACCCUUCUGCUUAUACUUCACAUGGCCACACCUUGCUGCAGGGGAGGCUGGGCAAUGUAGCUGACCAGAGAAAUUAGUUAGGCAAGAUGGAAGGGUGAGGCUUAGGCAGUGGUUCUCUAAAUGUCUCCAUCCAUUUUACAGAUGAGGAAACCGAGGCCCAGAGAGGGCAGUGACUCCCCAGGGGUCCCACGGCCAGUACUGAGCAUCAGAGCCAGGAUUUGAACCCGGGUCCUGUAACCCCCAUGCUGCUGACAGUGCAAGGCUCAGACUCUGCGACUCCUUCCGGGCUGUGAGCGUUUGAAACCUGUGUGCCGAACUCAGAGCCGCCCAGGGCCCCUGGUGCAGCUGGAGGGCUGGACCCAGACUCCUGGCUGUGGGUCCGUGGCUGAGGGCUUCACCACUCUGUGUCUCAGUUUCCUCAUCUGUAACGUGGGGACGGAGGCGGGCCCUCCUCCCAGGGCCUGCACGAGCCUUGGUGUAAGCCCUUCUGGGUGGGGCCUGUGCACAGUAGGUCCCCAGUGCAUGUCAACCAUGCUGCUGUUGGUCAGGGUGCCUGGUGACGGGGAAUGCAGGUUGAUGGCCAGUUUCUGGGGCUCCCAGGACUGACAGGGCUUGGAGUGGAUAACUCGGAGCCCCAGGGGUCUCCAGGGGCCCUGGUCCCCUCCCGUCUUGCACGACCUACAAAUAAACUCCGCCUCUCAC
This is a messenger RNA of Equus caballus (horse), 2493 nucleotides long. RefSeq names its product transmembrane protein 221 (gene TMEM221). NCBI's taxonomy places the organism in Eukaryota, Metazoa, Chordata, Mammalia, Perissodactyla, Equidae. The record is from RefSeq and is a predicted model, not a curated record.